Molecule: messenger RNA, 1782 nt
Organism: Lytechinus variegatus (green sea urchin)
Lineage: Eukaryota; Metazoa; Echinodermata; Echinoidea; Temnopleuroida; Toxopneustidae
Gene: ube2w
Product: ubiquitin-conjugating enzyme E2 W-like
Exons: 6
Coding region: 45-497 (150 amino acids)
Source: RefSeq, a predicted model, not a curated record
CCCUGAGAGGGCGCUUUGAAAAUUACAAUGAGGAAAGGCGAAAUAUGGCGACACAGAAGAGGCUGCACAAGGAGUUGAUGCAGAUUCAGAAAGAUCCCCCACCCGGUAUCAAAAUCAACGAAGAUAAAGCAGCUAGUACUCUCAAUACAUGGCUUGUGGAUUUAGAUGGUGCACCUAACUCUAUAUAUGCUGGAGAAAAGUUUCAACUUCAAUUCAAGUUCAGCAAUAAAUAUCCUUUUGAUUCACCGGAGGUCGUGUUUAUAGGUGGAAACAUCCCUGUACAUCCACAUGUGUAUAGUAACGGUCACAUAUGUCUAUCGAUACUCACGGAGGAUUGGUCCCCCGCCCUCUCAGUACAGUCCGUAUGUCUAAGUAUAAUUAGUAUGCUCAGCAGUUGUACAGAAAAGAAAAGACCACCAGAUAACAGUUUCUAUGUAAAAACAUGCAAUAAGAGUCCAAAAAAGACAAAGUGGUGGUAUCAUGAUGACUCUGUAUGACACAAGCAAAGCUUCCAUCUUUCACCUUUAGAGAUUUCCAUCUUGCCCCUGACUGGACAUCUGGCCCCUGCAACUGAGAGCUCAAGUGACAGGAAGUCCUGAGUCGAGGUCGAAGGUUGCUACGAUGAAGGUCAAGGUUCAUAAACAACUUUCCUCUCAUUGGACAUGCUUCAUCUAGCGACAGGAAGUCCUCUGCUGAGGUCAAAGGGUCGACUGCAUCGUUGAAAAUCAGGCCUCGUCUCCAUCUUCUGAUUGGACAUGAUCCAUUUAGCCCCUUGUCCGUUGCAGCUGAGAGCUUUCCUAGUGACAGGAAAUCCUCAUCCCCGGUGUAAGGUCACACAGAACUGUUGAAGGCCGUCUCCAUCUUUCUCCUUAUUGGACUGGACCAUGUAGCCCGUGGUCCAUUGCAGCUGACAGCAUAUCUACUAACAGGAAGUACUCAGCCUUGGUCAAAGGUGAUACAGACUCGACCAAGGUGUAGGAUCAUCGAAAACUAGGAUUGACCCCCCCCCCCAUUGCUGGUAUACUAGCCUUUGAUUAAAUUCUUCUGAUUGAUGCUGUUAGAAAAACCAUUUUCAGGUGAGAUGUAACUAAAAUCAAGUCACUAACAGAUUUUCCUAGUGUAAGAUUGGUAAAUAGAUGUACAAUAUACUUCUGGGUCUUAUAUAAAUUUUGUUUACUCUUAAUGUCAUGGUGACUUUACCAUUAUGGUAACUAACAUAGAAACGUUGAUUUUUAUUAGCUGCUUUAUAGUAAAACUACAUGCAUCAUGAUAGAUACCAGUAGAGUAAAUUUACCAGUGUUUUUGAUAUGCAACAGACCUUCUAGUUUUGUUUGGGUCGAUCGAGACAGCAUGGUAAUGACCUGUUAUCUAUUAGAACUGGUUUUCCCUGUACAAAGCCUAUGGGAAUUGCAGAAUUCAGCAGUCGACAGGUCAAGAUCUACAUGUGUCCUCCAUGCUGGACGAAGGAUGUCCCUAUCAACGUUCUUGCUGGCCAAAGCUCGUCGCGACCAAUGCUCAUCGUGCUGUAGGAGACAUUUAUUUCACUAAAUUCAGAAAUAUCCCCAAGACAUUCUUACUUCAAAGAAUAAAAAGAAUAUUGCUGUCUCCUGAAACCAUACAAGCUCAUAUACAGUUCAUGUUAUACAACUGUUACAAAGAUUGUUGUAAUUUGAUUGGCUGGAAGCCAUUCAAGAAUUUAUCCAUUUUGUGCUGCAUGCAAAUUUUAUUUUCCAUUGCACAGCGACCAUGCAUGUUUUAUUUUUCCAUUGCAGAGAUGCCAAG